Mycena citricolor is the source of this 252-nucleotide messenger RNA. Lineage: Eukaryota; Fungi; Basidiomycota; Agaricomycetes; Agaricales; Mycenaceae. The record is from the annotation of a GenBank genome assembly.
UUCAUGGACCUGGGCUUUUGGGCCGUGGGAACACUCCAUAGCACGGCGACCCUGUCCAUUCAGAGUGGGCCUGCGGUUUGUAUGGGCUUCGGCUCAUGCACCGUCUCAAUAUUUUCCUGUUCCGCCACGGCCACUCGGCUAGGCGGGCCCCUUUUUUUGCUGAGGCAAGAUGACGAGACGACUCAUUUCCCCGAAGUCGAUAAAAUUAGCGAGAGAAAUAAAGAGAUGUCCAGUUGUGGGACGGUUGAUUUC